AUGUCUUUCAAUGGCGCAACCAGCGGUGAUUCGCUACUGCUUCCUGUACCGGCGAAUGUGAAAAGAAAGAGAGGCCUAUCACUUCGUUCUCAGCUUCUCAACAAAUCACUUUGGACACAUACUGAUAUCAACGAUGAUCCAAAGUCUAAUAAUAGAUCACUGAAAAAUAGCGAUGGUCUGAUCCAAAACAUAGAGCUCGAUGUCAUGGAGGAAAACAGUGGACCAAACACAACUCCUCAUAUAAAUAUCAUCCACGACGAUGAGGAACUUAAAGACUACCAACCAUAUAACACUCUCAACUCCAACAUGAGCAGAUCUACCACCCAACUAACCUAUGCUUCUUCCCGUUCUGACCUCACCUCGAUCGGCUCCAACACAUACCUAGGUCCUGGCCCUCGGUACCGCCGACGCAAUCGAUUCUACAAAUUCAUAAAACGCAUUCUUGGACAGAACGAUCUACAACCCACCGAAAAUGGUCGUAUUAUUCCUUUGAGUCUUAACAAGAGUGACGCCAACUCCUACUUUCUGCAAGAAUUCUACGACACUUACAACAAGUCAUACUUGGAUGAAAGAAGUGGUGAACCAUACUGCUCAAAUCUCAUAACUUCAUCCAAAUACAACAUCUAUACCUUUUUGCCCUUACAGCUCAAAGCGCAGUUUUCCAAAAUUGCAAAUUGCUACUUCAUGGUAGUGGCAAUAAUGCAGAUGAUUCCAUCAUGGUCCACGACCGGUAAGUUCACCACGAUUGUUCCCUUGUUAAUCUUCAUGUCGAUUUCGAUUGCAAGAGAAGGCUUCGACGACUGGAAGCGUCACGGCCACGACAAAGAAGAAAACAACAAGUUUACCACCAUCAUAGAGGAAGACAAAGAUCUUUCAUCGUUCGAUACACACUCAGUCACCACCAUUAUGACAGAAACCAUGCAAGUACCUCCAUUAAACUCGGCUCUUAGAUCCAAUCAAAUAACACCCGUGAACUCUAAUGAGCAAGAAGAAAUGCACUAUACCCGGCGCCAGGCCAUGAAGCGCUACAAUUUGAAGGAGACAAAGACCCCCUGGAAACAUCUCAAGGUUGGCGAUUUCGUAAAAGUACGAGAAGAUGAAUGGUUUCCAGCUGAUGUAGUCCUCUUAUCGACCAGCGAAAAAACGAACGAAGCGUUCGUAGAAACGAUGGCAUUAGAUGGUGAAACCAACCUUAAGCCUAAGGCACCUCAUCCAGAGCUUGAAAGCAUAUAUUCAUCUGUCCCAGGACUUAAAAAUAACAAAAGCAUUAUCACCGUUGAGGAUCCCAACACAGACCUUUACAAUUUCGAAGGAAGGUUUCAAAAAGAUGGAACAAUGUACGCUUUGGGGCUGGACAACGUUGCUUAUCGAGGAAGUAUUUUGCGCAACACCAAGUCUGUUAUUGGUGUGGUAAUAUUCACAGGCGAAGAAACAAAAAUACGAAUGAACAACAUCAAGAGACCACGCACGAAGGCACCUAAGCUUCAGCGUAAUAUCAACUACAUUGUCAUUUUUAUGGUGUUUGUGGUACUAAUGUUAUCCUGUUUUUCCAUGAUGGCACAACGUCUUAUGUAUGACUGGCAUAAAGUCAGCGACUGGUACUUAUUUGGACAAGAUGCUGGAGUUGCUCCAACUUUAAUGGGUUUCAUCAUCAUGUACAACACAUUGAUCCCACUUUCAUUGUAUGUGACUAUGGAAAUUAUCAAGGUGAUGCAACUUCUUUUCUUGCAGUUUGAUAUCGAUAUGUAUCAUGCUGAAUCUAAUACGCCAGCAGAUGCGAAGACAGCAACAAUCUUGGAGGAAUUGGGCCAGGUAAGUUUUGUCUUUACAGAUAAAACAGGUACUCUCACAGACAACAAAAUGGAGUUUAGAAAAUUUAGUGUUUGCGGUGAAAGCUGGCUCCACAACUUGGACUUGUUAGCAAACCAAGACGCCAUUGAGCCAAGUGACCAUCAACCAUCGAGCGCAGAAAGAGCUAGAACGAGCAUGGAUGUUGUGUCUCUCAAUUCUCACACAUCCUAUCGCUCCACAGCAAAUCCUAACGAAAACCAAGAGUACAAGACUUCACUUCAGCUUCUCAAACAUCUCCAAUUGAACCCAAAUACCAUUUUUUCAAAGAAGGUCAAAUUCUUUUUAUUGAGUAUUGCACUUUGUAAUACCUGUUUACCACGAAGCAGUGCAACCGAAUCUUCUAAUUCUAGUCGCAACAGUUCCAUGGAAGACAUAUCAGAAAUACCCACCAAUAAUAGUGAUGGUUCUAUCGAGUACCAAGCAGCGUCCCCCGACGAGCUUGCUCUUGUGAAAGCUGCAAGGGACUUGGGGUAUGUAGUCUUCGACAAACAAGCAAAUACGCUUACAAUUAAGACUUAUCCAAUGGGCUUUGAAAACGAUGCAAGGCUAGAAACAUACGAAGUGCUCAACAUUGUUGAAUUCACAUCGUCACGGAAACGAAUGUCUGCCAUUGUGAGAUUCCCUGACCAGCGGAUCUGCUUACUUUGUAAAGGUGCCGACAAUAUCAUCAUUGAAAAGUUGAAAAAUAGCCAGAUGGUCCAACAAAAAGCCAAAGAGAUCUCUCAAAACUCAGCUGACAGAAAAAUCAUGGAGGCAGAUAUCGUUUUGCAGUCGCGAUUUUCAAACGAAUUAGAAUCAAGAAAAUCGUUGAGUUCUCUACGACAACGAUUAAGUUUUGAUAGCUUGCGAGAUGGACAGGAGCGGGCCAGAACCAUGAACUCAAUUGAUAACUUCUUACUGAACAAAGACGAAGGAGAAUUAACUGAAGUAGCAUCUCAGCACCGAAAAUCAUUACACAACCAGCAAGUGAAAAAGUACAGCUUAGACAUGCUGAGAGCGAAUAAUGAACAGACUGCGAAUACUGACAGCAGUACCGACAACCAAGCAUUCUCAGUUCCUAAUGACAGGCUAGUACUUCAUGAGGAAUACGUUGCAGAACGUACUUUGCAGCAUAUAGAGGAAUUUUCGACUGAAGGCUUGCGUACGCUUAUGUAUUCCUUCAAAUGGCUCGACGAAAAAGAAUAUGAGACGUGGGCCGACAAGUAUGCAUCGGCCAAAACUGCGUUAACAGAUAGAGCUGCACUUGUGGAAGAGGUUGGAGGCGAAAUCGAGUAUGAUCUAGAACUAUUAGGAGCCACUGCUAUUGAAGAUAAACUACAAGAUGGUGUGAGCGAAGCUAUCGAGAAACUAAGAAGAGCCGGAAUAAAGCUCUGGAUGCUAACAGGUGAUAAGAGAGAAACGGCAAUCAAUAUAGGAUACUCUUGCAGGCUCAUCAAGGACUACUCUACGGUGGUCGUUUUGUCCAAUGAUGAGCCUCGAGAUACGAUCGUGCAGAGAAUCACGUCCGCUACCUCAGAAAUACAAGCAGGCAGAGUGGCACAUUUUGUCUUGGUUAUUGACGGCGCUACUUUGGGAGAACUUGAAUCAGACAGUACAAUCAUGACACUCUUUUUUGAGCUUUGUGUUCUUGCCGACUCUACAAUUUGCUGUCGAGCAUCUCCGUCGCAAAAGGCAAGCAUGGUGAGUUCGGUUCGGGAUUUGAACAAGCGAGCUGUGACUUUGGCAAUUGGCGAUGGAGCAAAUGACAUUGCAAUGAUCCAAAGUGCCGAUAUAGGAGUUGGAAUUACUGGAAAGGAAGGUCUUCAAGCAGCCAGAUCGGCCGAUUAUGCAAUAGCUCAAUUCCGGUUCUUGCUCAAGUUGCUUCUAGUUCAUGGUCGAUACAACUACGUCAGAACUUCCAAGUUUGUUCUUUGUACCUUCUACAAAGAGCUACUCUUCUAUUUGACGCAGGCACUUUAUCAACGAAACACGUUGUUUUCGGGCUCAUCAUUGUACGAAAGUUGGUCUUUGUCCAUGUUCAAUACCUUGUUUACUUCCCUUCCCAUUUUAUGUAUCGGCAUGUUUGACAAGGACCUCAAGCCUGCAACAUUGAUUGCAGUUCCCGAAUUGUAUGCCAAAGGCAGGGAGUAUCGUGCAUUCAAUUUGAGAGUUUUCGUCGCUUGGAUGUUCUUGGCUGCUUUCCAAAGUGUUGGAAUAUCGUUCAUCUCGUGGUAUAUAUGGGGCUUCACUGCGCUACACGACAACUCCGUGUUACCAUUGGGCACCAUGAUGUUUGCAGCGUUGACCAUUAUCAUAAAUGCCAAGAUCACCUUGAUAGAGAUGCAAAAUCGGCAGUGGUUGGCUUUUGCCUCAUUUAUAAUCUCAGUGGGAGGUUAUGGCUUGUGGAAUGUGCUUAUCAUGUUCUUGUAUCGGUCAAAAGAUUCGCCCAUCUUUUUCGUUGCUUACGGUCUCUUAACUUUUGGCUCUGACGCUAGCUGGUGGGCCGGAUUAUUGAUCUUAUUCACCAUUCCACUUUUGUUUGAUAUCUUUUUGAAGGUGUUUCUCUUCUCAGUUAGACCGUCAGAUGACCAAAUCUUCCAAGUAUUCGAGAGGAAUAUCGAUCUCAGAAGACUUUUCGAGCAGAAGGCUAUUAAAGAGCUAGCACCUGGGUGGACAUAUCCAAAAGAACUGUCUAUCUGGCGCAAAUGGUGUGUGAAGGGUAUCAACAGGGUUCGCAAAGUGUUCAAUAUGGACCCAUUGCAUAUAAAAGAGAAGGAAGAAACACUUAUCUCACUAAAUGAGUCAACUUCUCAGCGAAAGAGAGCCGGUACCAACCCCAAUCCGACGGAACUUCCACCGGGUAGCGGAGGGGAAGCUAUACGAGUGGCCGAUAGAGACCUCGACAUGUCAGAUUACGACAUACUUCCCAGUGGAAAAAUGGUUAAGAUUGCUAACUCCAAUCCUGGUAUGUUGAGCAAGAUCGGGCGAAGAUUCGGAAGCGGUGAAAAUGUAGACGAGAUUAUAGCCCACCGGUUGGAAAGUCUACGCAAGCAGGAAGAGGGGGAUUACUAA
This is a messenger RNA of Meyerozyma guilliermondii ATCC 6260, 4902 nucleotides long. RefSeq names its product aminophospholipid-translocating P4-type ATPase. Gene Ontology annotation, molecular function: magnesium ion binding; ATP hydrolysis activity; ATP binding. The record is from RefSeq and is a predicted model, not a curated record. Gene Ontology annotation, biological process: post-Golgi vesicle-mediated transport; phospholipid translocation; intracellular protein transport. The coding region runs from base 1 to 4902 and encodes 1633 amino acids. Lineage: Eukaryota; Fungi; Ascomycota; Pichiomycetes; Serinales; Debaryomycetaceae. The transcript has a single exon. Gene Ontology annotation, cellular component: plasma membrane.